AUGUUGAACAAAUUGAAGCUGAGAAAAGCACCGCUUUCACUUAGUUCGGUGUCGAACGUGAUCAAAACCGCUGGGGUCUCCGAUCUCUCACCGGCCGAUAUCAAUCCAAAGCAUAUAGAAGUUACAACUACAAGCCAAUUGGGGUUGCCAAAAAACUCGGUAGUUGCAGUUGCAUACGAUCCAGUGCAGUCACUUUUGGCAGUGGCAACUACCGAUAACCAAGUGAGAGUGUACGGUCAGCAUAUGGUUGAAGUUGUAUUUGAGUUCAAGUCAGCUACCCCGAUUUCUGAGUUGAAAUUUAUCAAAGGGGUAUAUUUGGUUUGCAUUCAGCCAAUUUCCGGGAACAUAAUUGUCUUGUCAUUGCAUUCUAAGGAAAUAUUGACCACCUACUCCCCACCAGGUAAGAUCCACUCGGUUGAAUCCGACCCAUCUCUUGAUUUCUUGAUCAUUGGUUUGACAAAUGGUCAAUUGGUGUUUUACGAUGUCGAUCGCAUGAAUCUUACUCCAUUUAGAGUUGAUAACUUACAGAAGGCGUUGCUACCAAAACACAAAUUAUCGCCUGUUCUAGGCAUUGAAUGGAAUCCAAGAGAUAUCGGUACCAUUUUAAUCACUUAUUCCCAUUCGGCUAUCUUGUACUCUCUUACUUCAGGAUCCAUCAAAUCUGCUUUUAUAUACAAAUUGAAUAAAGGUGACAAAGGUUACGAUUAUUCCAGUUACAUUGCCAAUGGCGGUAAAAAGAAGAUUUUCGGAUCUUCCAAAGAGGUUAUUCCUGAGGUAAUUGAAGCACAUUUUCAUCCAAAUGGAUUGCACGUACUCACAGUCCAUAGAGAUAACACUUUAGCUUUUUGGGAUGCAAACGAUGAGACCUUGUUAGAAGCAAGAACCACUAUCGAGACCGGAUUACAUAGGCCGGAUCCAAUGCCUUUGGAACCUCCAACCGGAGGAUUCGCAUCAAUAUCUAACGUUAGAUGGAUUGCCGGUCAAGAUCCUGAAAUGACUCAAUUAGUUAUCAGUGGUGGUGAUUGUACCCAAGGUAACAUUUUGAAUGUUCUUGAUUUCGGCUACACCUUGAAAUAUAGUAUGACUUCUCAUGAAAAACAAGGUGAGUUCUACGCUAAUCCUCAAGGUCAAAGAAUUAUCCCGGUGACAUUCUAUGACCCCGAUGAAAAUAACCACGGCGAGUUCAUCGAAAAAAUUAUUCCAGUUUGUGGUGAAGCACAACCUUACUUCAAUGGUAAUCAUAAUCCAGAGUACUUAAUACUCUUAAGCAAUGUUGGUGCUUUAUACAUAAUAGAGUAUUCUUCAUUCGGAGUUGCUCAAACUGGUGGUACUGACUUGGGACGUUUAAUUUUACCUCCUUCUCUUUCAUUUGUUCACCCACCAGUAAUUUACUCUACUGUGCAAUUGGUGAAGAGACAAGACUGGUAUGGGAUUGUCUCAGCUAGAACCGGUGCUAGUUCAAAGUUCAAGUUGUUACUUAUCGGUGGUGCGGCUGCAAAUCAUAAAUCUGCCCCUCGUCCAAUGGGUUUCAAUGAUAAUAUGAGAAGUAUUUUGAUUACCGGUCAUGAAAACGGCCAAAUUAGAAUGUUAGACAUAUCUAGAGGUGAGCACCAAGAACCUGAAAGUAUCUUGCAAAUAAGCAUGAAGGAAACAUUGUAUGACAAUGGGGAUCCGAAAAGUUUGAAAAUAGUUGGAGUCUCUUGUGGGUUUGAAAACAGGGAAAUGCUUGUUGGUUUAGCCAAUGGUAAUGUUGUAAUCUCUAAAUUUGGGAAAGUUCCAACAUCUAACCAAGCCUCUGCUAGUGGACAAGAUUAUCAUGGGUGUCCAACUCAGCAUCAAAACGGAGAUGCUAAAAUCAUGAACAUUAAGGAUAGGAUUCUGGGAAGCUUUGCAUCAUCUUCAACAUUCUUACCUUUAUAUCUACUUCAAUUAGGAGGUCAAGAUGAGAUUUCUUGUUUGAAAAUGAGUAAUAUCGGAUUUGCCGCCAUUGCUUAUAAGUCAGGUAAAUUAGUUGUUUGUGAUGUUUCAAGAGGGCCCGCAGUUAUAUUCAAUGAAGAAUCGGUUGCAAAAUUUGUACCAGCUGCUCAAGGUGAGGGUACAAUCCAUAUCACAACUAUGGAAUUUUCAAUUAUGGAAUAUUCUCAAGAUGGUUAUUCCUCAAUCAUUUUGAUGGCCGGGACUAACGGUGGUGGUAAUUUAUUAUUAUUCAAGAUUAUGCCACAGGGUAACGGUGGAUUUGGAGUUGAGUUUACUGAUAAGACUGUAAAUCUUAAUUACAGAAUGUUAGGAAACGAAGACCCAAUAACCUCCAAAUUGGAUCAAAUUAUUCCUAUAAAUGCAACUACAGGAGAAUCAGCAAUUGCUUCUCUCGAGAACUUUCAAAGGUUGGCAACAGGACUUGUAAUUCCAGGGUUCAUUAUCACUGGCUCAAACCGUGAUUUAAGAGUAUUGAAAUUACCAAGAACCAAACUUUCUCACAAGGUUAUAGAUGACAAGUGUUUAAGAUGUGGUAUUAUUAGAGUACGUGAUAAAGGUAUUGUGUUGGCUUCAUUAGUUAAAACAGGUUUUAUUAAAUUUUCUUCCUUGCCUUCUUUAAGUGAUAUAACUGAUAUCAAAUUACCUAAAGAAGUUUAUAGAAAAGUUCAAGAAGCUUUAGAGUCAGGAAUUGCAUCAAAAUCUGAUAUCUUACCCAACGGGGAAGUCUUUGUUAGACUCAGUGAAACUGAAUUGGUUAACUUAUGUUCAUCUCAUGAUGAUAGUAAACUUCGGAAAUUACAUAAAGAAGACAAAAGUACUGACUUAUUAUUCAAUGAAAAUGCAAUUAUCCCACCCCGUCCUUCGGUUAGUGCUAUGCAAUGGGCCAAAGGUUUUAGCAAAUUCACAAGUGUUGAGGAUUUAGCAUUCUUAAUUGCUGGACCAAAUAGAAAACCGGCCAAGCACCCGGAAAGCAGAUUGGCUCACAACAUCAGCCCCGAGGCUAAUCCCCAACAAGGGUAUGGAUUUGGGGGUGGAGGGCCACCCAAACCUGAUCCAAAUGAUCGUGGGUACGCGGAGCCAGUUAGAAGGGGCACUGGAAGUUCCAAUCCGUAUGCAAUCCCAACAGCCGGUAGCUUCAUGAGAACCGUUCAGGACGGUCUCGACUCGGUCGAAGAGUCUGUCAACGGGUAUGCAAGCAAUAUGAGUGAAGCUAUGAGUGAGGGAAUCGAUAAUCAAAAGAAAUCGAUGUAUGGAGCAGCUUUCAAAAGUAAAUUCGGUUUCUGA
Molecule: messenger RNA, 3261 nt
Organism: Hyphopichia burtonii NRRL Y-1933
Lineage: Eukaryota; Fungi; Ascomycota; Pichiomycetes; Serinales; Debaryomycetaceae
Gene: SRO77
Product: putative Rab GTPase-binding protein
Exons: 1
Coding region: 1-3261 (1086 amino acids)
Biological process (GO): regulation of protein secretion; establishment of cell polarity; regulation of exocytosis
Cellular component (GO): plasma membrane; cytoplasm
Molecular function (GO): GTPase activator activity; syntaxin binding; myosin II binding
Source: RefSeq, a predicted model, not a curated record